CAUCUUCUUCUUCCUCAAUGCACUUUAUUCAUUAUCACCACGUUUCUUCAUUUGUUUAAAGAGUAAUACAGUUGAGGACAGAAAAAAAAAAAAAAAUAAAUAAAUGGCAUGAACAUUUUCCUCUGUUGGUCCCAGAGGACACAGCAUGCUGUCGUCCCUGAAGACCCUGCUGCUGCUCUCGGUCCUGUGCACACCGACCUCCAGCCUGUGCCUCCGCCUCUACCAGACCCGCCCUGACCUCCUCUGCAACAACCAGCUGGAAGUCGGGGUUCGGAGCGACGAGGACGAACCGGGUUACACCCCCGUGGACGGCUGGGGAUCCCUCCUGCAGUCCGCGGAGUAUGUCUCCUCCUCAUCCUCAUCCUCCUCUUCUUCCGCCGAGUCCAGUCGGGAAAAAAGGACUUCAAGUCCCGCAAACUACCGCUUCAUGAGCCGGACGAAGCUCAGAGGUCAGAUGCUCCGCAACAGCAGCAAAGGGGACCGCAGGAGCAGGCUGACCCUGUCCCUGGACGUCCCGACCAAUAUCAUGAACGUGCUCUUUGAUGUGGCCAAAGCCAAAAACCUGCGCGCCAAAGCGGCUGAGAACGCGCGCCUCCUGGCUCAGAUUGGACGGAGAAAGUGA
Messenger RNA from Thunnus maccoyii (southern bluefin tuna), 622 nucleotides. RefSeq names its product urocortin 3, like (gene ucn3l). The record is from RefSeq and is a predicted model, not a curated record. Gene Ontology annotation, cellular component: extracellular region. The transcript has a single exon. Gene Ontology annotation, molecular function: corticotropin-releasing hormone receptor 2 binding; hormone activity. NCBI's taxonomy places the organism in Eukaryota, Metazoa, Chordata, Actinopteri, Scombriformes, Scombridae. Gene Ontology annotation, biological process: hormone-mediated signaling pathway; digestion; adenylate cyclase-activating G protein-coupled receptor signaling pathway. Bases 146 to 622 code for a protein of 158 amino acids.